UGGCAGCACUUUGCGUUUGCUCGUUGCUCGAUUCAAUGAUGCACUAAUCCAGUCGGCCAUUAAAGCGAGCUACGUUGAUCGCGCGAAAGCUGCUUCCUGCUGCGUGUAUUCCCGUCGAGGGAAAACAAGAGUCUGUUCAUUUUUCUUCAUCCAAAAUUAUUUGCUGUAUCGGCAUUCAUUAUAGUGGGAUAUUCUGAAAUUCAACGAGUUUGGUAGCGUCUGUUCGUUCGUAUAUCUCAGUUUGGCUGUGUCAAGGAAAAAUCUUAGCGAAAAGCAUCGAAAACAAAUAUAUAUAAAGCGCGCGCAGGCACGAAAAGAAAAGCAGCGUUCUUAUUUUGUCGGAAUCAUUUUUGCCACGGUGAAGAUAGCUUGAUGCGCCGAAUCGGCACCCUAGCCGUUAUCCACAUCCGUUAGAUGCUUGGCGAGCGAUAAGCCAAUCUCAAUAAAAAAGAGCAACAGAAAAGUCCAUUAAAGAAGCAAAAUCAUUGCGAAAAAAAACAUAAAAAAUCGUAUUUUCUUUGGCUCGUCGAACGAGCCGCGAUGGAUGCUAUCUUGAAAUGACUUUAGAGAGAAAUCAACGCCUGACAAAACUACAACUCGGUCGAGCGAGAGAUUCAUCUGCUUUUUCGCCUCGGUCGGAUCGGCGCCUCAUUAUUUUCCUCGUCUUUUAAGAAUUUUAGAUUCUCAAAGCGAGGAGACGUCGCUACCACUGCCGCAACAAGACGAAAUAACAGAGUGAAAAAGACAAAAAAGUGAAUCCCCGAAGUUCCGGUUAAGGUAAGCGCACGCGCUCGUGCAACACUCUGCAAACAUGAGCGUUAUUAUCAGACUACAAAACCUGGCGUGGUCGGCGAACGCCCUCGACAUUCGUCAAUUUUUCCGAGGCUUGAGCAUACCGGAAGGAGGUGUUCAUAUUGUUGGUGGUGAAUUAGGAGAUGCUUUCAUAGCUUUCAGUACGGACGAGGAUGCGCGUCAGGCGAUGAUGAACGACGGGGGCAAAAUCAAGGAGAUGAAGAUCAAAUUGUUGCUGAGUUCUCGGACGGAGAUGCAAAAGGUGAUCGAGACAGCGAGACAGCAAACAUUAUCGCUGCAAUCAUUCAUGCAGAAUACGGCGGCUAGCGUUGUGAGCAACGCGAUAAUAGGCGGCGGGGGAGGAAAGACAGGGGCGGCCGACUCGAUGUCAACGGGAGGAGCGGGGGGGGGGAUCGAGAAGCGAGAAAAGGAUCGCGAUUGCGAGAACGAAACAACAACGACGAGCAAAGAUCGAAAAGAUCGCCGGGAGCGUUCCCGAUCGCGGUCACGGGAUCGCGAUCGCGAUCGGGAUCGGGAUCGAGACCGUGGGCGGGAUCGUGAUCGAGGGCGUGAGAGACGGAGGCGGGAUCGUAGCAGGUCGCGGGAUCGGGAUCGAGAUCGACGAGAUCGUCGGAGACGCAGAGAUCGUUCAAGAUCGCGAGAUCGGACGCGAUCUCGCGAUCGCGAUGGUAGUAAAAGAAGCGGCGGGAACGAUCGUCGCAAGGAUAUGAACGAGGACGAUUCGAGCGAGGUAGUUAUCGUCGGGCACUUUCCGAAGGACAAACCGGGAACCGGUGGUUCCGUUGGUACGGGCAUCAAGGGGGGAACCCCGGGAAAGAAAAUGGGCGUAGCCGACAACGGUAUCUGGGAAGUACCGCCCCAAAAUCAAAUGCAAAACGUAAUGCUUGCACCGGGUAUAUUAGGAGCGGGGGUAGCCGCGAUGGCUCAAGAUUCUGAGCAAAGAUCGUUGCCGUUUGGCGCCCCUGGAUCACUCGGACAAGGACCCAUGCUACCUUCCAAUCAAUUUGCCCUUAACGGCCUUAACGGGGUUUCGAGUAUCGUACCACCCCCCGGUGUCGGUCUGGGGAUCAACGCUGUUUUACCACCAAACCUGACUAGCGCCGGUAUAGCCAAUCUCGGUCCGCUCGGUCCGCUCGGUUCCUCCAUCAAUCGCGCGAGAGAAGCGGCAGCGGUCGCAGCUUGGGCUCCUUCCGAACAAUCCUCGCGUUAUCCUUCAAGAUCGAGUCCCUGUUUCGCUCCUCAGGAUAUCGUCACCGGCGGAGGAGGCGGAGGCCCGUACAACGCUGCUUUUGGAAAUAAUUCAAAUUCAUCGGGUUAUAGACCGAGCGGUUUGCGACCAAAUCACCCCAUUCUCAUCAACAAAAUGCAAGAAUUGGACGGGCGUAGAAAUCCAAAUACUUAUCAGCAACAGCAGCAGCAGCAACAACAACAAGCGAACAAUCUCAGUCAGCAUUACGAUACCUUUGGACCAAAUGGAUCCGAAUCGCGUGAUCGUGGCUCAAGAAAUUCUUGUAAUACAAAUUCAUCGAGAUUUUCGAACGACGGCGGCGGGCAUCAAAAGUUGGAUGGGAACUGCGUCGAAGUGAGAAACAUGCCGCUCGAUACGAAUUAUAGCGAUAUUAGACACGCGUUUCAAGGUCUUUACAUAAGAAAGGACGGGUUGAAAUUGAUAAACGAUACGCACGGUAAUCGCGUAGGAAUAGCUUAUAUAAAAUUUAGCAAGGGAGAAGGUAAAGAUGCCGCUCUUACCGGGUCACGAUUCAUCCGUGGUUCCGAGGUCGAAGUUCUUCAUCUCGAUGAAAACAUUUUUGACAAAGCGAUCGAUUCUUUCGUACCGGAGAGGAACAAUUCCCAAGAAAAAUCAAACAACAAUUCGCCAACGAGAGAAACGGAAAAACAGCAAACCCUCGGUGGCAGCGGGGGGGGAGGUACCGUCGCGGCUAACAAUUCCAACGAAAAAGCAUCCUCGAAUUCGUCAUUGUGUAUACACAUUACCGAAUUGCCGAGCUUUACCAAAGAAAUGGACAUUGCCAAAUUAUUCAACGAUUCGAAGAUCAACGAUCUUUUUAUAAGCGUUACGAAGGAUUCAAAGUCUGCUUACGUACAAUUUUCUCGGCUCGAGGAGGCCAAGAGCGCUCUAACGGGAGGAGGAAAAUUAAAAAUCGGCGGUAAAACAGUUGUGACGAGCUCGAUAAGCGAGGAAAAAUUCAUCGCCGCAAAGAGAAUUCACGAGCAAGAAAAUCAUGGAAACGAAGCAGGAUACGCGGGUACGUCCGGGGCGGGGGGAGCGGCUUCCGGGACGGAAUGUGUUCUCGUGCGAGGUAUACCUUUUCACGCGAUGACACGGGACGUUCUCGAUUGGUUCGCCGAUGGAAUUGGUAUUGUGCCUCACAGAAUACACAUGAUGCUGAACGCAAAUGGUAAACCGGCUGGCAAGUGUUUCUGUGAAUUUGAUAAUCCGGAGGAUGCCGCUCGAGCGACUACGAAAAAUGGGGUGCCUUUUGGUAAAAAUUUACCGAGCAUAGAACUGGUCGGACGUGGCAAAAUGUUGGAGGCCCUCGCAAUAGCCGAGGCUCAAAUGAUGGAAGCCCAACAUCAUCAGCAUUAUUCCCAAAAUCCGGGAGGAGAUAUGAGACCACCGCCGCGCUUUUCACCGAUGCCACCGCUGCGUUUUGGUAACGGUGGCGGGGCCUCCGGUGCUUUCGGUCCUCUCCGAGGUGGGCCACCGCCUCCUCCGCCACCCGGCAUGCAUAUGGGAAUGCACAUGGGUCGACACAUGGGGGGUGGCGGUGGCGGUGGCGGCGGCGGCGGCGGCGGCGGCGGCGGCGGCGGCGGCGGCAUGCCCAGGCAUCCCGAUUACGUCGAGGGCUUCGGUAAACCCGGCUGCGUUCUCUCUCUUGAGAACGUUCCCUUCAAAGCGGACAUUGAUGAGAUUAUCGAAUUCUUCCGUGACUUUGACGUCAAACGAGAAAAUGUCAUAAGACGCUACAAUGAAAAAGGUAUGCCUACCGGUGAUGCCAGAGUCGCUUUCGUAUCACCGAACGAGGCUCAACGAGCUCUUCGCGAAUUAAGACACUGCAAAGUACGCGAUCGUACGAUAUUCAUGAAAAUAGCAUGAGACCGUCCAACGAUCGGAGGAGGAGGAGGAGGAGGAGGAGGACCCUUCUCAUCUUCAAAACCCGACGAUUAAUUCUCACCGGAAUCAUAGUCCGCGACGACGACGACGACGACGACGACAUCAUCAUCAUCAUCAUCUUCCUCGGGGUGCACCAGCUUUCUUAUUAUUUUCAUUAUUUUUUAACUCGGAACUUGUUAUCCUGUCGCAUUUUGGCCGUACUUCUCGGAUCGCUUACAACUUGCCCACAGAGUAUGUACGUACAAGAUACAUACAACCGCAGUGGAACCUAGUCUUGUACGAAAUUUGACGAAUUUUCAUUGUAAACGAAAAACAACAACUGGAUAAAAAGACUCGAUGAGACAAUAUACAUGUAUAUUGAUUUAAUCACGGCCGCCGAUAAUCCGAUUGACUCGAGAAUCGAGUGGGCGCGUGUGCGAGCAGCGCGUUCGAGUUGUUACAUUGACUACAUUGCGACUCACCGAAAUGUAUAGAAUCGGCUCAUUCCUUUGUACAUACGCGAAAGCAAAGCGCUUUAAAAGUAAUAAUAAAUAAAAAUACGUAUUUCAA
Venturia canescens is the source of this 4498-nucleotide messenger RNA. RefSeq names its product RNA-binding protein 12. NCBI's taxonomy places the organism in Eukaryota, Metazoa, Arthropoda, Insecta, Hymenoptera, Ichneumonidae. The transcript has 4 exons. Bases 812 to 3931 code for a protein of 1039 amino acids. Gene Ontology annotation, molecular function: RNA binding. The record is from RefSeq and is a predicted model, not a curated record.